Messenger RNA from Lathyrus sativus (Indian pea), 657 nucleotides. The record is from the annotation of a GenBank genome assembly. Lineage: Eukaryota; Viridiplantae; Streptophyta; Magnoliopsida; Fabales; Fabaceae.
AUGAUGAAGCUCAUCGCUGUCUUGUUGGUUGUGGUGUUAGCCACCGCCACCACCGCCACCGCAGCAGAUGCGGAUGCUCUUCAAGAUCUUUGUGUCGCAGACUAUGCUUCUGCAAUUUUAGUGAAUGGAUUCACAUGCAAACCAGCUUCCAAAGUAACCGCAGAGGAUUUCUUCUCCAACCUCCUAGUCAAACAAGGUGCAACAAACAACACAUUUGGUUCCUUAGUAACAGGAGCCAAUGUUCAGAAAAUCCCCGGACUCAACACUCUCGGUGUUUCUAUGGCAAGAAUCGACUACGCACCCGGUGGACUCAACCCACCUCACACUCAUCCACGCGCAACAGAGAUGGUGUUUGUUCUCGAAGGUCAACUAGAUGUCGGGUUCAUAACAACAACGAAUCAAUUGAUUGCAAAAACCAUUGCCAAAGGUGAAACGUUUGUGUUUCCUAAAGGUUUGGUUCAUUUCCAGAAGAACAAUGGUUGGGAACCUGCUACUGUUAUUGCAGGGUUUAAUAGUCAAUUGCCAGGGACGGUUAAUAUUCCUCUUACGUUGUUUAAUGCUACACCACCUGUUCCUGAUAAUGUUUUGACUCAAGCUUUCCAAAUUGGGACUAAAGAGGUUCAGAAAAUCAAGUCUAAGUUUGCUCCUAAGAAGUAA